AUGUCUUAUGACUUCUCUGUUCACGUUCCUGCUAACACUUCUACAUCCACAUGUGGCUCUGGUGUACUUCCUGCGUUGCAUCAACUUACUCAACAGGCUGAUAAUGAGGUAGUCACAAUGGACAAAAUUAGCUCCCUCCUGGAUAUUAAAUUGAAGGACUCGUUGUCUUCUUUCAUGGACAGUUUUCGUUGUGCCAUUCAGGAGGAUGUUAGAAAAUCGGUUCGUUCUGAAGUACAAUCCUUUGCGCAGGAACUAAAGAAUGAUGUUAGCUCAUCGACUGAUUUUCUUUGCUCCGAGCAAGCGACUUUAAAAACUGAGAUAGUUGAGAAGGAGAAAAGAAUACAGGGGCUGGAGUCUGAGUGUGCUAGAUUGCAAGGGGACGUUGAUAAAUUGGACAGCAGGUUGAAAACCUUUAAGAAAUCUUCUCGUAACCUCAAUAUUGAGAUUCUAGCCGUCCCAGAAUCUAAGAAUGAGAAUGUUAUGAUGUUGUUUAAACAACUUUGUGACGUAGUAAGUGUUACUUUGGAUGACAGCAGCAUCCAGGCUUGUCGUCGUGUCGCAAAAAUGGACAGAAAGUCAAACCGUCCCAGAAAUAUUCUGGUUACCCUGACAACGCCGCGUUUAAGGGAUUCACUGCUGUCUGCAGUUCAUAGAUAUAAUAAGGGUCAUCCAAAAGAUUUACUCAAUUCCACCCAUCUUGGAAUUUCUGGCGACUCGCAAAGAGUCUACGUCACAGAACACUUGUCUCCUGAUUGCAAAUUGUUACAUGCUGCUACCAGAAAGUUUGCUAAAGAAAAUGAAUAUAAAUAUGUAUGGGUGAAGUACGGGCGUAUAUAUAUAAGAAAAGACGAUAGUGCUAAUAGUGUUUUAAUUAAGGGUUUGAAUACACUUGAAAAAUUGUAA
Messenger RNA from Amyelois transitella, 903 nucleotides. RefSeq lists its product as uncharacterized. The record is from RefSeq and is a predicted model, not a curated record. Bases 1 to 903 code for a protein of 300 amino acids. The transcript has a single exon. NCBI's taxonomy places the organism in Eukaryota, Metazoa, Arthropoda, Insecta, Lepidoptera, Pyralidae.